Arabidopsis thaliana (thale cress) is the source of this 1427-nucleotide messenger RNA. RefSeq lists its product as uncharacterized. NCBI's taxonomy places the organism in Eukaryota, Viridiplantae, Streptophyta, Magnoliopsida, Brassicales, Brassicaceae. The record is from RefSeq and is marked reviewed. The transcript is spliced from 2 exons. The coding region runs from base 306 to 962 and encodes 218 amino acids.
CAAACAAUACGAGUCUUGUACGUAUUCUCUCUUUGCUUCCUAAAAAUCAAUCAAUCAAUCAAUCACAGAGUACGCACCACCAGCCAAAUUAUAAGUGAGAGAGAAGAUAACGACGACAAGAAGAAGAAGGAGAAGCUCCAAAAUUGUUCAUUUGCAUUUCUCCAACUUGUAAAAUCGAGCACCUGCAUUUGGGGGCUUUCCUCUUAUCUGGAAACAAAGAGAGCCGCCACUGAUGGAAUGAGUUUCCGUGAAUCAUCCACCCAGGUGAAAGGAAUCAUAAUUUGGUUGGUCAACUAAUAAUAAAAAUGGGUGAGGCAAGUGAUUCAGAUUCGUCUGAUGAGUCUUUGAAACACAAUAGCACCCCACCACUCUUUAGCAUCUCUGGCUUCUUUUGUGUUGCCAAAGGAGGAGACUCUGAUCCCGGUAGGAGCCCUACUUCUCCCCUUGAUUUUGGAGUCUUUGGUGGCCUCUUUAGCCCCAGGUCUUCUUCUUCUUCACCCCUCCACCGAAACAAAUGGCUUUCUCACAAAGUCGGGCUUUCUCUUCUGAGCUCCAGCUUCGAACUAGGCGAUGAUCCAUUCAGAAGGGACUACAUUGUGCUUGCCCCUCAGGUCAAGGUCAACAAUGUUAAUACAGCAACUCCCAAGCUUUCCAGUGAUCCUUGUGUCAUUGUGGAGGAACCAAGGAGAUCAAGCUCAUCAUCCCCUAUGGAUAUCAUCUCCACGUACUCUCGCUCCCUCUCUGGGCGUGAGAUGGCUCUCUCUGAGGACUAUACCUGUAUAAUUUCUCAUGGACCAAACCCAAAAACAACUUAUAUAUUUGGCGAUUGCAUCCUGGAUUGUGACCCCAAGGACUUGGGAAAAGAAGAUAUUGAGAUACACGAAGAAGGGGAUGAUUCUUUUAGCACAGAAAAACCUCAAAAUCACAGGUUCUUCUGGCUCCAACUUACAAAGCAGCAUUGAGUGGUCUUUUUAACCUUGAACUAAUUACAUCUCUGACAUUUUAUUUCCGUGAAUGAACAAUAGGGAAGUAUCAGCAGAAAAGGAAAGUGAGAACGCUGGUGCUGAAGAAUCAUGUUACGAAGAGGAGGAUCUGUUUCCUAUGGCAAUGCCUCUUAACCCGUAAUGAGAUGGCCAGAGUGAAGGGGGUUUAUUGUGUGGGCCUCUCCCUCUUUGAGUGUGACAUUUAGUGUUGUAAGGUUAGGUGUGGGGAUUUUUGUGUGCUCAAUAAAAAGCUUUGAUUCGGGUGAGUUUUGCUGUGGCCUGAUGCCCCGGCUCAUCCCUUUUCUUCGUCUUGUUUUUUUUUUCUUCUUACUUUGUAUGAUUGCGUUGUUACUACUGAUCCUCAUUUGAUGGACACACUUGUGUUUUCUCUCUAUAUCAAUUGUUUUAGUGGCUCACGUUGCUGAAUAAAAAUGGAUAUUAUCG